Molecule: messenger RNA, 3884 nt
Organism: Condylura cristata (star-nosed mole)
Lineage: Eukaryota; Metazoa; Chordata; Mammalia; Eulipotyphla; Talpidae
Gene: ZNF473
Product: zinc finger protein 473
Exons: 5
Coding region: 379-2880 (833 amino acids)
Biological process (GO): regulation of transcription by RNA polymerase II
Molecular function (GO): RNA polymerase II cis-regulatory region sequence-specific DNA binding; DNA-binding transcription factor activity
Source: RefSeq, a predicted model, not a curated record
GCUUUUUAGAUUUUAGAAUGUCAGUCGGGCACAUAUUUCAUAAUCAAGCACCCUCCGGGGCGAUCCGGGACAGCUCUUGGAAAUCAGUUUCUCAAGCAAGGCGCGAAUAUUCACACCGGAAGGAAUCAAGACCGUCUCUACCCUGUGGCAAAUUUUGGGUUAAGUUUACCACCAAUUUGUGGAUACAGGGACCUGGACCGUUCUCCUACCUGGAGACACUUUGGAGGAGCAUCCAGCAUGGCCAGGGAGUCAGCCCUAGGAGGAAGAGAGGCUUUCCCCCAGCUCUCUUGUCCUUCCUGCAGCCCUGCCGGCCGGAAACGUGGUGGGAAAGGAGGGGGAGCUUAAGCCAGGACUCUGACCCCCAACCCCCAGCUGGCUAUGACUGAGGAGUCUGUGACCCUAAAGGACGUGGCCAUGGACUUCACCCUGGAGGACUGGGAGCAGCUGGGGCCGGAUCAGGGGGACCUGUUCUGGGACACGGCCCUGGACAACUACCAGAAUCUCUUCCUGCUCAACCCCCCCAGACCCAGUCUGACUGCCCACCUGGACGGUGCGAAAGAGCUGGAUGCGCAGCCGACAGGAAGCCUGGAAGCCGCGGGCCCAGAUGUGGCUGAGGCCAAGACCUCUCUGCCGCAGGACUUCGUGGAGGGACUGUCCCUGGGGAUGGUGGGCACGUUUCCCGUGGAGGACCUCAUGAGCCCCAGCCCGGGAGAAGCCGGCACGGGCGAGAGCUGGCUGGCUAGUUUCCUAGAAGAUCCGGAGAGCGUCCUGAAGUCUGACGCUGUCACCAGGGGCAGCCCCACGGAGCGCAAGAGUCACAGAUUCUGGAGAGGCCCGAGUCCCCAGCCCCUCCUGUUCACAGGCGAGGAUUUCAUGCUGCACGGCCUGCCCGAGCGGAGCCCCGCAGCAGCCCGGUCUCCGGGGUGUGGGAGCGCCGUGGGCCGCCGCUCGGGCGGGGCCCAGCCCGACGGAUGCAGUGAGCGCGGGACGGGCUUCGGCCAGAGUCACCACCUCAGCCAGCCCUGGGCCCCGCGCCCGCGGGAGAGCCCGGCCCCGCCCCAGGAGGGCCAGAGCCCCUGCCGCCUGCUGCCCCUGCCUCGGGCGGGCUACAGAGCCUGCGUGUAUGACACACACGGGCAGGAGCUCCGCCCGGAGACGCGCCUGAGGCAGCAGGAGGCGCGCUCUGGAGAAACCCCCCCGGAGAGCACGAGCAGGGGGCACGCCGCGGGGCCCGGCCCGCAGCUGGCGGGGCUCCCGGACGCGCACCGCAGCGCCACCGAGCAGUGCGACGAGCCCCGGGACAGUCCCGGCCGAGCCGUCCGCCUCGGCCCGCGUCGGAAGACCCCCGCUCGGCCGCGCUACGGAUGUGCCGAGUGCGAGGCCACCUUCAGCCUCAGGACGCGCCUCCUCCAGCACCAGAAGAGCCACGCGCGGGCGGCCCCCGAGCGGCAGGAGCCCGGCGGGGCCCGGCCUGUGCCCGCAGGACAGGAGGAGCCUCAUGCGUGUGACAAGUGUGGGAAAGCCUUCAGCCACGCCUCAGCGCUGAAGACCCACCAGCGGGCCCACGGCGGGGAGAAGCCGCACGCGUGCGGCGAGUGCGGCAAAGCCUUCUCCCGCGUCACGCACCUGCGCGAGCACCAGCGGGUGCACACGGGCUACCGGCCCCACAGGUGCCAGCAGUGUGUCAAGAGCUUCAGCCGGCCCUCGCACCUGAUGCGGCACCAGGCCACCCACGCCGCAGAGAAGCCCUACGGCUGCCCCCAGUGCAAGGAGGCCUUCGGCUGCCGCGAGCACCUCGCCCAGCACCAGCAGGUCCACGCUGUGGAGACGCCCUACGAGUGCCAGGAGUGCGGCGAGCGCUUCACCUGCCGCUCCACCCUCACCUGCCACCAGAGCCUUCACGCCAGGGGGCCGCCGGGGGGCGACGGGGGCCGGGACUCCGCGGGUCAGGCCCCAGGCCUGAGGGAGCCUCUGAGGAUCGAGGCGAAGUGCUUCAAGUGUCAGACGUGCGAGAAGACCUUCAGCUGCCGGAAGUACCUGAGCCAGCACGAGCGGAUUCACACCAGGGCGAAGCCCUUUGGGGGCCCCCGGGCGGGGGAGGCCGCUGGGCAGAGCGCGCGGCUGGCCGGCCAGCCGGGGACCCGCUCGGGGCUGCACGAGUGUGGGCGCUGCGGGAGAGCCUUCCUGCGCGGCGCCUCCCUCGCCAGGCAUCAGGCCGUCCACACCGGCGAGCGCCCCUCUAAGAGCGGCUCCCGGCGAGGCGCCCCCCUGCCAGGGCGCGCGGAGAAGCCCUUCAAGUGCAGCCAGUGCGACAGGGCCUUUGCCCACAGCCACUACCUCAGUCAGCACCAGAAAGCGCACGCCGGGAGGACCUACGAAUGCCAAGCGUGCGGGAAGAGGUUCCAGCAGAACUCGUGCCUGACGAAGCACCAGAGAAUCCACACGGGCGAGAAGCCCCACGUGUGUGGCGACUGCGGAAAAGCCUUCGGCCUGGGCGCCCGGCUCACGCGGCACCUGCGCGUCCACACCAGGGCCAAGCCCUACGUCUGUCAGCAGUGUGGGAAAGCCUUCAGCCAGAGCUCGUGCCUGGCCGUGCACCUGCGGGUGCACACCGGGGAGAGGCCCUACCUGUGUGCCCAGUGCGGGAAGGCCUUCACCCAGAAGGCCAACCUGACGCAGCACGAGAGGACGCACAGCGGGGAGCGGCCCCACACCUGCGACGUGUGUGGCAGAGCCUUCAGCCUCGGCGCCCACCUCACGCAGCACCGCAGGAUCCACACCCAGGAGAAGCCGUACCAGUGCCAGCACUGCCAGAAGGCCUUUCGCUGCUGCUCGGGCCUCAGCCGGCACCAGCGGGGCCACACUCAGCCCUUGCCCUAGUGGCCCUCUCCCCGUCGGGCGGGGGAGGGCGCCCCAGACCCUGGCGCAGGUGGCUAAGGCCGGAAGUUGGAAUCCUCUCCUGGCGAGCCUCCCCUCCCUCAGCAGCAUGUCGGUGUCAAUAAAGGUUGGUCACGAGUUUCCGUUUCAUUAAGACAGUGGAAGCACAGAAACGGACAGGGCCGGGGGCAGAAUUCAGCGGUGGGCGCCAGUGUCCACCGAGCUGAAGCCCAGCUAAAUCUUCCUGGGCGGCCUGGGCAGAGUCACCGGUCCGCAUCUGUAAAAUGGGCAUGACGACACUUGGCCCACCUCGGGGCCCUUUGAGGGCUGAUGCAGAAGCACGAGGCCCCAGCACCCAGCAUGUAGCACGUGGCCAGGUGGGCGCAGGAAGCCGUGGGGGGACGGAAGCGGCCUUGUGGUUCCAGCGGAAGAACUGGCCGUUGUGACGUGCUGUGGGUAAUGUUCUUCCUGAUGUUCACUCCCUGUGGCUGCCGACAUGUUUCUCCAAAACGCGCUCUGCUUAAUUCAGUUCCGAGAACCCAACUUCCUUUUCUCAGUCAAGUCUUUUCGUCCCUCCCUCCAUCUCCGCUCUACUUUUUGCUUGCUUGACCCACAGAAAGCCAAGAAGGGCUAUUAACCUGACGCCAAGGGGCGAGCAGCUUCUCCCAGGCCCCUCCCCAUUACAUGCCACCUCUUACCUUAACCCCCUUAAAGGUGUCGCUCAGCACGGGACUGGGAUUAGCGGCGGGUCUGGAGAGUCGGGAGCUGGGGGGCACGUGCUGCUCCCCGGGGGCUCUGCUAGGUAUCACGGCUGGGAAUAAAAUCCUGCCUUUGCCUCGAAGCUUCUCACACUGAAGAGAUCAGUGACCCUGAUCUGUUUUCAGGGGCUCCAUUUUCGUGGAUAAGUAACAUCUUCAGCUACCACAUUGCUCACAUCACAGCAAGUUCUGGGAACCCAAGGGUGCAAACCCUCACUGGAAGCCUGGGAUCCACCACUCACCUUGGCU